AUGGGCGCAUCGUCUCGCUCUUCCACCAAGCACGAAAUAACGCGUGCCCCUUCUUCGGAAUCAAUCAAUACCGCCAUUACCGUCGACGACACCUCAAAUUUAGAUUCCUCAUCCACGCCUCCAACAAGCAUUGGAGACAAUGUUAGUGUCACUUCUGCCACUACCAAGCCUGAGCCUGCUGCUGACGAGGUCUCAAUUGCCUCCGAACCAAUGGAUAGACGAAGUCAGCGAGUACGCGCAAAGGUCGGGACCUACAAUGUUAAGAUUCUAAGUGGCACCGCUGUCCAUGCCCCGAAGAAGUUUUUGAAGAAUAAUGGCGCUCUGGACAAUGAAACACGGCGACAAACUAUAUCAGGAGGCGAUUUGGAGGGUGCAUUGGGCUCAAUAAAUACAUCCACCAGCUCUAUAGGGAAGAGUGUACAAAAACUGGUUAGUGAAGGAAUUGAUGCUUUAGACUUGUCCUGGCCGGUCAAGAAACUACCUAAAUCAAGCAGUGACAACAGCCUCCCCGGCAGCCCAAAAAUCACUGCUAGGAAGGAGGAUCUUUCCCGACGAAAGUCUUUACGAUCUACACCUAGCGAAACGGCAGCAGAACUCACAAAGAAGAUCAGCUUCUUAGGGAAGAGGAGUCGAAAGGAAAUGGAAGGAGGUCUUCAGAAGGCAAAGAGGGAGCUUAGGAACCUGGCCGAUACGAAAGAGUACGCAAAGAUCGAAACAGAACCUGUUGUAUUGGAAGUAUGGAGCAAUGGAAAACUUGUGCCAAAAGAGUCGGCAAGGAAGAAGAAGAAGGCGGAGGAGGCCCAAGCCUCCGAACCUGAGCCUAUUAAGGCUCUGACAAAGAAGGCAGCGCAAGGAAGGAAAGAGAAGGCUUGGUUGACCAAGGGACUCUACGCCGGGCAGGAUCCGGCAAAUCUUGAUUGGUUCAAAUCUUCCGGAAAUGCAAAGUCAGCUUUCAGAUGGACUGGAAAGCCGAAUAAAGCCUUACCAUUGCCCCUAUGGAAUGGCCAAAGAUUACUACAUGUUGGAAGGGACUUUAAAUUACCGUUCGACAUUUGCGCUCCGCUUCCUCCGGGACAACCCAAGCCCACCGAGUGGUACAAAACUUCUCAUAAUCGAUUCAUUGGAGAAGCUGGUACAAUGUGGAAGAAAUCAAGCUUGUUUGAUAGCUUCUUCUCUAAGUGUAUCUGUAAACCGGACACAGGUUGUGACGAAGAUUGCCAAAAUAGGAUCAUGCUUUACGAAUGCGAUGACACCAAUUGUGGCGCAGGCCGUGAUAAUUGCACUAAUCGUGCAUUUGCUGAGCUCUUCAACCGUCGCAAAGGGAAUUCGUUUCGAAAAGGUGGUAAUAAGUAUGAGAUUGGCGUUGAGGUUAUUAAGACAGCUGAUCGUGGCUACGGAGUUCGAAGUAAUCGCUGCUUCAACGCAAACCAGAUUAUCGUUGAAUACACGGGCGAGAUUAUCACAGAAGACGAAUGUGAUAGACGCAUGAAUGAAGAUUACAAAGACAACGAGAACAUGAUCAUUGAUGCGACGAGGGGAAGCAUUGCUAGAUUUGUCAACCAUUCCUGCAGACCGAAUUGUAGAAUGGUGAAAUGGAUUGUGGAGGGCAAGCCGCGCAUGGCCCUGUUCGCAGGCGACAACCCUAUCAUGACAGGUGAUGAGCUCACCUACGACUACAAUUUUGAUCCAUUCUCCGCCAAAAACGUUCAGGCAUGUCGCUGUGGCAGUGAUAAUUGCCGUGGUGUAUUAGGACCUCGACCAAAGGAUCAGAAAGUCACGAAGGCUACCACCAUCAAAGAGGUUGUCAAAGCAGGUAUCAAGGCUGGCAAGCGAAAGCUUCAGCAGAUGAUUGGUGACGACGAAGACGACGAUGAUGUUCAGAUUCUAAAGAAGCGAAAAACAAAGGCGGCCACAGGAGUUAAGCGAUCUAUCUCUACAGCUACCACGAACGUUGCAAACACUGUCAAGAAAUCAGUUUCCUCACGACUAUUGAAUGCUCGCCAUGCGGUUGGCUCGAAUAAGAAGACGAUUAAAGUUAGUCAAGCCACAGCCGGCCCACUGAAGACAUAUGGAAAGAAGCAGAUGAAGCUGUCGUCAAGCCGCACGAGUCUGACAAUCGUUUCGCCCGAAAAGAAUCUCAAGGCCAAGGAUACGACGCAGAGGGAAAGCGUGACUAAAAGUCUAGUACGAAAUGUGCGUUCUUCCAGACGGUCAAGCGUGUCUGAUGAUGGCAAUGAGAGUACGAUUCGGGUUGUCACUGUCUUCGAAGAAGACGUAGAAGAAGAAGAUUAA
Molecule: messenger RNA, 2292 nt
Organism: Sclerotinia sclerotiorum 1980 UF-70
Lineage: Eukaryota; Fungi; Ascomycota; Leotiomycetes; Helotiales; Sclerotiniaceae
Exons: 3
Coding region: 1-2292 (763 amino acids)
Biological process (GO): regulation of DNA-templated transcription
Cellular component (GO): nucleus; chromatin
Molecular function (GO): histone H3K36 methyltransferase activity; protein binding
Source: RefSeq, a predicted model, not a curated record